Epinephelus fuscoguttatus (brown-marbled grouper) is the source of this 1534-nucleotide messenger RNA. RefSeq lists its product as uncharacterized. The record is from RefSeq and is a predicted model, not a curated record. The transcript is spliced from 2 exons. Bases 247 to 1431 code for a protein of 394 amino acids. NCBI's taxonomy places the organism in Eukaryota, Metazoa, Chordata, Actinopteri, Perciformes, Serranidae.
UAAACGGGGUCUCUUAAUCCAACCAGCAGGGGGCGCUAGCUGCUACCAGUUAGCUGCUAAUGGACGUGACAGUUUAUUCUGGACUUUCUCCUGACGACAUGUGAGCUCGCUACUUUGCCAGUUAGUUGACUCUCCUCAAGCUGCUUAAUUAAACAAGUCAACCAUGAGCUACAGUGAUGGACAAUGCGCCGUGAGUUUUCUGUCUAAUUCGUCUUUCAGCCCAAAAUUUACUGUGACGACACAAACAUGGCCCCAUGUUUCUCCUCCAGCAGAGGUCCAGGCAGCCCACCCUGCCUCCUUACUCCAACAGGACCCUGCACCACCCCUCCUUUAUGCCUCAGUACAUGGCUGCAGCCUUUGCACACCAUCACACGGACUUUACAAACCAAACAGGUGAGUCAGUUUUUACCCACAUGUCUGUUUUUAAAGUUUCAGCUGAGCGCCCAUCCUCUCCUCUCUUCCCCAGUCCAUCCCAACAUCCCAGCAGAGUUCUUCUACACUGAUCCCACCAUGGUCUCUGGGAUCAGGAUCCCCAACAUAGUCAGUGAGCUGAGGGCUUUCGAUUGCUUCCAGCUCAACACUCCUCCACCAAUUAUGUCCGCCUGCCUGGCUCCACCAACCUGUCCUGACCCAUUCAGAUUAGCACCACACCCUACCCGGAAUCUGGGCAGCCUCACCUUGAAAAUAAACGCCCUCCACCCUCAAGUGCAGCCAAACCAAGUCAUCGUCCAGCUCACCCAGGAGGAGGACCAGGCCGUCACUAACCUACUGACACUGCACCACCAACAGCCGAUACAGAGUGAGGACACCCUUACUGGUCCGCAAAUGGACUUUUCCAUCUCGUUCCUUCACCCUGAACUUAUGGACUCGACGUCAGCUGAAGGAGACUAUAACUGUAGCGAUGUGCAGUAUCUGAAGGAGGCCAAUUUGCAAAGUGAGUUACAGCAGGGAAGAUGUUGGUCAGACACGGAGCUUGAGGCAGCCAACACCCUCUUGAGUUGCUUCAGCGUGAUGGAGAAGGACAAAAUCUGGGCGCAGAACUGCAAUACGUUGGCGGUAACACUUCCUGAUCCUGUGUCAUACCAACGUCACGAGGAUGCAUCAGUGAGCACUGGAACCCAACAAGAAUUUGAGACUUUACCUCUAUUAAUAACUAAUGAUUGUACCCAAAACAACGUUGGCUACGUCAGCUUCAGUUGUGCCAGGGAAGAAGGAGAACAAGGCUGGGGGGAUUUGGGGUUUGUGGAGGGAAGGGAUGCUGAUGUCCAUCUGCCAGUUGGCGAGUCGUCACCGUCCUCAGACUCUAAGGUAAAGAGCAGUUUGAGUGCCGCUGGAGGUUAUUUCAAAGUAAAGGAUUGGACGCUCUUAGAGUCUGAGGACGAUGCUGUGCAUGUGCUCUUGAGCCUCGGAGAGACAGGAGCAUUGUCUUAAACUUGAGGGUCUUCUCGUCCCAGGGUGAGUUUUUAAGGGACUUUUUCACUACCUUGUUCUCAUAAUGGAAGCGACCAGUUGAGGGUUUUUUGCAGUGGUUUAA